AUGUCCAUGUGUGGAUCCAAUAAACCGUCCGGAGAAUGUCCGGUGCUCCCUGUUGAUCUCGUCAUCAAUAUCAUGUCGAAAUUGCGGAUGAAGUUUAUGGCUAAGUGUCGUUGCAUAUCCAAGCUCUGGUCAUCGGUUAUUCGCCGUACAAAUAAUAACCUGUCGUUCCCGAUCACGCUUCCAGAUCCACCACCGCGGAUCCUUUUCACCAUCGAAUGUGAAGGAGGUUUGUUCUUCUACACUUUACCUCAGCCUCUCAAUCCGGAUGUGAAGACGUCUCUUGCAGCCACCUUCCAUCAUAAGACUUCGGGAAAAGAUCUCUAUGAAGUAUGUCAACCUAUCCAAGGACUGGUCUGUCGUCAACAUACUGAUGAAGAGAAUUAUACAUUUGCGGUGAUUUCUAAUCCCAUCACGGGAGAGUCUUUAACCUUGCCAAUGGAGAAGUUCAGUUCAAAGGCAAGAAAAGAAAAAUAUUAUUUUGGGUAUGAUCCAAUCGACAAACAGUUCAAGGUAUUGCGUAUCACCUGGUGGAGUUUUACUUUCAAAAAGUGCUCCAGUGAGUAUCACGUUCUCACAAUAGGGACUGAGAAUGAAAAUCUCUUAUGGAGAGAGGUCCAAUGUUGCACAACUCUGUAUCCUCAAAACGAGAGUGGGAUAUGCAUUGAUGGUGUUAUAUAUUAUCCAUCGGAGAUGGAAAAGGGAAAACUUACAAUCGUCUGCUUUGAUGUUAGGUCUGAGAAAUUCAAUCUUGUUAGCGUUGGUCAAGACUUGGCAACAAAGAUAGACUCUUCCGGUUUCACUUUAGUCGAAUACAAGGGUAAACUAGGUGCUUAUAAGAGAGAUAUCUACCGUGAUUGUUUUGAGUUGUGGGUUUUAGAGGAUGUCGAGCAACAUAUAUGGUCAAAGCGUGUCUACCAAAUUCCUCUUCGAUGGUUCAAAAAAAUCAGCCAUGUACGUCCUGCUGGAAUGAUUGGUAGUUGCGAAAUGGUGUUUGUGUUUGACCAAAGUAAAACGAGCUAUGCAUGUCCUUUCUUCAUUUUAUACUACAAUCUUGAGAGCAACACUUUCACCAAAGUAAAAUUGGAAGGUUUAUUAUUUGAAGAGUUUUCUCAGUACAGUAGGGUUCACGCAUUUACAAACUAUGUUGAAGAUGUGAAGCUUAUGUAA
Molecule: messenger RNA, 1167 nt
Organism: Camelina sativa (false flax)
Lineage: Eukaryota; Viridiplantae; Streptophyta; Magnoliopsida; Brassicales; Brassicaceae
Source: RefSeq, a predicted model, not a curated record